Molecule: messenger RNA, 1618 nt
Organism: Oldenlandia corymbosa var. corymbosa
Lineage: Eukaryota; Viridiplantae; Streptophyta; Magnoliopsida; Gentianales; Rubiaceae
Source: the annotation of a GenBank genome assembly
AAAAAAUGGAAAGACAAAAAGGAAACAAGGGUACAAGAGUAAAUUCACAACUGUCAAGAGCUUUUUAGUACCACUUCAUAAACCCGCCUUCGGCAGUGGUAAUAGGGGUUUUGUUCCUCUUCUUCUUAAAUUGACAAACACAGAGUGGUGAAAGGAAGAAUUUGCGGUAACGAGAAACAGAGAAGUGGGAAGGCUUGACAAUGGUGAGACUAACAGCCGACCUCAUCUGGAAAAGCCCUCAUUUUUUCAAUGCUCUUCGCGAGCGCGAGCUGGAUCUUCGAGGGAACAAAAUUCCUGUUAUUGAAAACCUGGGUGCCACUGAGGAUCAAUUUGACACCAUUGACUUGUCUGAUAAUGAGAUAGUUAAGCUUGAAAACUUUCCUUAUCUCAAUCGGCUGGGAACCAUCUUAUUGAACAACAAUAGGAUUACUCGAAUCAAUCCAAACAUUGGAGAGCUUUUGCCCAAAUUGCAUACGUUGGUUCUCACUAACAACAGGCUUACCAACUUGGUUGAGAUUGAUCCACUGGCUACGCUCCCCAAACUUCAGUUCCUUAGCUUGCUAGACAACAAUAUAACAAAGAAACCCAAUUAUCGGUUAUAUGUCAUUCACAAACUUAAGUCUUUGCGUGUGCUGGACUUCCGGAAGGUGAAACAAAAGGAGCGACUUGAAGCAAGUAGUUUGUUUGCAUCUGAAGAAGCGGAAGAAGAAGCGAAAGUGGUAUCCGCAAAGACAUUUGUGCCUGGUGAAAUUCCUGCUGCCCCAGAGGAGAUGAAGGAGGAGGAAGCACCUAAGCCUGUUGCUCCUACACCAGAACAAAUUUUAGCUAUAAAGGCUGCAAUUGUGAACUCCCAAACUCUAGAAGAGGUGGCAAGGCUUGAACAGGCCUUGAAGUCUGGCCAGAUUCCUGCUGAUUUGAACAUCCCUGGCUUCGAUGCAACAGAUAAAACAGAUGGUGCUGAUGAGGACAAAAUGGUUACAGAUGUUGAGGAGCAAACAAAUAACAAGGCAAGCAAUAUUGAAUCUGAUCAAAACAAUGACGCCCCCGAAGCAAUGGAGCAGGUCUAGCAAAGAUUGCUUCAAACUUUUGCCUGUGUUUCGCUUGUCAUAUUCUGGUCCUGUAUUUGUGUUUUGCUAGACUUCUUCCUCAGUUUCCGUGAACUAUUUUGUAUGAUUGCGGUUCACCUACACCAUUUGGGUUGACGUAUCAAUGCUCGUUUUUAAAUUUUCAGGAGUAGAGGGGGUGGUAUUGGUUAAUUUCAAGUUUGUUGGACGCUGGAGAGAAGUAAACCCCCGUGGAAGAUGUUGGGUUCCUGUCUGGAAGAGAGAUUUGCUGUAACACAGAUUUUAUUAACCUUUCUAGUGAAGGCUGUCUAAUGUGUUUUUUUCGAAAACGAGGCUGUCUAAUGUGAUCAUCAACAUAAUCUGUACCUCUGGAUGUUUUGUUAUUAUUAUUUGUACUACAUUUGAGGUAAAUUUGGUUACAGAGGAUGAUUAGUUCAGAAACCUUUAGCCACACAAAUCGUGAAUGUAAUUUUGGCAUCAGAUUUAUCAUUUCUAGCAUCUAAAAGAGGAAGAAACUAGAUAAAAAGGAUCAUCAAUUAGUCUUUUCCUCAGAG